Molecule: messenger RNA, 3253 nt
Organism: Morone saxatilis (striped sea-bass)
Lineage: Eukaryota; Metazoa; Chordata; Actinopteri; Moronidae
Gene: elmod3
Product: ELMO/CED-12 domain containing 3
Exons: 12
Coding region: 1970-3208 (412 amino acids)
Source: RefSeq, a predicted model, not a curated record
GGCUGCUAGCUGACAUAUUGGUAGCCUGUCGGGUGCUACAAUGGCAAAAAGGGAUCAAUCGAUAUGUUUUGUGAUUGAUUUUGAUGUGCUGGUUUAACACCUUUUUUUUUGUUUUUUUUAUUAUCUGUCUGUGAUUCAGAGAGUGUAAGAAGUAGCAGUGCCAUCUGCGUUACUGGUAAAGGUGUCUUGUAUUUGAUGUUAAAUUAAAUGUUGUAUUUAUGUCAGUAAAGAUUUGAUUUAUUUGAUUUAUUAUCACUUUAUUGUGCAGUUUUUAAUGUGCAGAAUACAUAAUAAUAUGUUCACUUAGAUAUGCAUGACACUAAUAAACCAAAAACAAACAACAAAACAUGUUGUAGUCUUAAAUAAAAGCAGUAAUAAUCUUAAUAAUAGUGAUACUAAGGGACCCCUUUUCUAUUACUGACAUAUUUUCUGUAUAUUUUCUGUAUAUUUCAUAUUGUGUGCGAUGUAGAACAAUAACUGGACUAACUACAGGAAGUGAUUUGGCUGAAUAUUGCAUCCGAAAUUAGUUUUCCUGAACUUUUUAGACAAUUCUCCGUCUGUAUUAUGUGUUUGUUUUGGUUUUUUGACAAUCAUAUGUACUUAAUAUGCUUAGUUUUUUUUACAAAUUGGUGCUUGGUCAUUGUUCUGUUAGUUCUUUGGUUGUUUUCACUUUAUAGCUUGUGUUCAGGUCUUCACUCAGCUUACGCUAUGAGUUUUUUUAACAUUCAUAUCUUACAUAAUAAUGUGGAAAUAACAGUUUAAUUUAGCUUUCUACCCAGAAAUGAAUGAAUGAAUGAAAUGGUCUGCUGUAUGCUUUUGUGAAAAACCUUUCUGUCGCUGCCUCUUGGCCAGGUUGACAUUGUAAAUUAGAAUUGGAUCUCGAUUACCGUAUCUGGUUAAAUAAAGGUAAAAUAAGGUCUUUUUUUUUUUACAGGCCUUUUUUAAGGUGAUGUCUUCAAAUGUCUUGGUUGGUCCACAACCCAAAGAUACUCAGUUUACUGUCGUGGAGGACGAAAGAAACCAGAAAACAUGUCAGAAGCUGAAAUCAGAGAAUUCGGACGUUUUUUUCUGGAAAAAUUACUUGAUAGUUGGACAAAUAUUCGAGUAUUCGUUACUUCGUCUAAUUGUGCAUUAUCAUGUAAUCAAUAUGUGAUUUCUGUGUUGCUCAGUGACGUUUAUUACCAUUUCUUUUUGUUCCAGUUUUUAGAUAUUGUGUACAUAUGACAGCCCGUCCUCAGGACCGUACAAGAACUCUAUCCAUGACCCACAUCUCACUGGACACCUGCACUUCUUACUCCGGACGCGUGCUGCUGUUUCAUGUGAGGCUGAAGACAUAACACAGCUGCGGCGCAAGUAAAUCAAACUGCAACUGUACGGGUACCUUGAGGCGCGUACUGGGUUCGUACUUCAGUGCCAAAGUAAUGAAGUGUCUCGGGCGGGGAGAGCCCAGCCCUGAAAAGCAAUGUCAUCAUCCAGCUUCUGUGCACCUCUGAUGGGGCUGAGGAGUGAACCCACCGGCCAAGCAGAUCUGUGGAGGAGAGGGAGGAGGCAGGUUUCCAGGAAACUUGUGUAUUGAUGGAUAGCCAUUUCCUCCUGUCAGCUCUCGUGGACUGAUACCUGCACAUUCCUCUCCGCGUUCAAGGUUAGACUUUGGAGAAGCUGAUAAAACCAGGCCGCCGUCGAAAACCACACUAUUACACCCAAAGAGAGAGUAUGAUGUGCGCCACGUGGGUUUCUUCUGCCAGUGACAGUUUUGUGAAAUCAUACUGGUGACUUGUGGAUGCUGAGUUCUCUGUGUAUAUGAGGAGGAAAGCAGAAACACAUAGAUACUCGCAGUCACUACAGAUGUGCACUACAGAAACCAUGGUGGUCGUUGCAUUGGCUCCUCAGCCCAUCUCAGUCCACGACUACAGAAGCCUUUAGAGGCCGGGAUCAGGAACACGCUCGCCAGCCAACACACUCAUAUGCAAUGGAAGAAGACACUGAUGUCACAUCCCACACUGAGGGCCUGAAUGGUUUGUCACGUGAAUGUAAACCAUUAGAGGAAAUCACCAAUGGACACUCCAACCAUAAGCCUGUCAUGAACGGACUAAUCAUUAGUCACAAUGUCAAAGACCACACCAACGGCAGCGCACAGCUCAGAUCCCUGCCGAUUUCAGCACUGAAGCAGAAUGGCCUUCUGCAGACCCUGGCAGCUGGAGGGGACCAGCCUAAGCCUGCAGAAGAAAAUGUGGAGUUUGAAAAGGCCAGACAGGAGUGGGAGGCUCUGGAGAACGUCCAACCAGCUCUCACUGAGGACUCCAACCCGACCCUGAUCAUCUCCUUCAAUGAAGCCCUGCAGUACUUCCAGACCACAGACCUCGGGGACUUGCUGAAGAACAUCCAGCCAACCAUUCGCAGGACAGGUCUGGCCGCGAUCACACACUUCCUCUUCGGACCUCCACGGCUGCACAGGGAACUCCUGGAGGAGAGGGAUCUGGUCUUUGCCAUCGCACAGUGCCAUGUGGACAACAGCCAACCGGUUCACAUGCGUGUCCUCCAGACCAUUUAUAAGAGGCUGAUUGGCAGCAGGCUGGACUGUCCUCGCUACGGAGCGCACUGGGAAAACAUCGGCUUUCAGGGUACAGACCCAGCCACUGACCUACGUGGCACUGGUUUCCUGGGACUGAUGCAUACUCUUUACUUUGUGAUGGACCCAGAGACUCUACCGUUGGCUAGAGACAUCUACAAGUUAUCACAACAUCCUACACAGAACUUUCCAUUCAGUGUGAUGUCAAUCAACAUGACCCGCAUCGCUCUGCAAGUACUCAGAGAGGAAGCCUUAUCCAAGGAGUGCAAUCGUCGUCAGCAAGUGGUUGGUGUGCUGAAUGAGUUCUACGUUGCAACGUACCUGCACCUGUACCAACUGUGGAAGACCCAACAAAAGACCAUUGCUGACUCUGGCUUUGUACUAAAAGAAGUGGAGCUGUUUGCCAAAAAGAACCCCAAGCAGAUGCUGCGCCGACUAGAGGUCUUCCUGAAAGAGAGGCGGGCAGGUGGAAUCCCCCGUGGGACGUCGCCAGACCCUCAGGCCCAACAGCCCUCUCCCAGCCUGGGGGAACGAGGGGCCAGAGCCGGGACGGGACAGGGAAGCAAGGGAAAGGAAAUGCACUUCACAGGAGUGUGUGAUCUACCGCCAGACAUGGAGGGAGAGGCCAGACUUAUCUAAGCUAGACUCUGUGUGAGUGUGACUGUGUGUGUGGCUCGGGAGCAA